Molecule: messenger RNA, 1122 nt
Organism: Amorphotheca resinae ATCC 22711
Lineage: Eukaryota; Fungi; Ascomycota; Leotiomycetes; Helotiales; Amorphothecaceae
Exons: 4
Coding region: 1-1122 (373 amino acids)
Biological process (GO): beta-D-galactose catabolic process via UDP-galactose, Leloir pathway
Cellular component (GO): cytosol
Molecular function (GO): UDP-glucose 4-epimerase activity
Source: RefSeq, a predicted model, not a curated record
AUGGCAGUUGGAACAGUACUGAUCACUGGAGGCACCGGCUACAUUGGGUCUUUCACGACUCUGGCCCUUCUCGAACAUGGCUACAAAGUGGUCAUCGUCGACAGUCUGUACAACUCGUCGAAAGUAGCCCUCGAUCGCAUCGAGCUGCUCUGCGGGAAGCGCCCCGACUUCUACGAGGUCGAUGUCACAGAUGAGGAAGGUCUGGAGAAGGUCUUCACCGCACAUCCCGAUAUCGACAGUGUCAUCCACUUCGCGGCGCUCAAGGCCGUGGGCGAGUCCAGCGAGAUCCCUCUCGAAUACUACCGUGUCAAUGUGGGCGGCACCAUCACCCUCCUCCGCAGCAUGACCAAGCACAAUGUGCCCAACAUUGUAUUCUCAUCCUCCGCGACCGUGUACGGCGAUGCGACACGAUUCCCCAACAUGAUUCCCAUCCCUGAACACUGCCCCAUCGGCCCCACCAAUCCCUACGGACGCACCAAGAGCAUGAUCGAGGCUGUCAUCACGGAUCACAUCGAGGCCCAGCGAAACAAUGCGAAGAAGGCAGGCAAGCCAUUCGAGCAAUGGAAUGGUGCUCUGCUGCGAUAUUUCAACCCGGCCGGCUCCCACCCAAGCGGGAUCAUGGGCGAGGAUCCUCUGGGCGUGCCUUUCAACCUUCUGCCAUUGUUAGGCCAGGUUGCUACUGGCCAAAGAGAGAAGCUUCUCGUGUUUGGCGACAACUACAAAUCCAGAGACGGCACAGCGAUCCGCGACUACAUCCACGUCGUUGAUCUCGCCAAGGGCCAUCUGGCGGCUCUGAACCACCUCCGGGAGAAGAAGCCCGGCGUUCGAGCCUGGAACCUGGGCUCCGGACGCGGCUGCACCGUCUUCGAGAUGAUCAACUCUUUCAGCAAGGUCGUCGGCCACCCGCUGAAAUACGAGGUCGUCGGCCAGAGACCCGGCGAUGUCCUGGACCUGACCGCGAACCCCGCCCGCGCGAAUGAGGAGUUGGGCUGGAAGACUGAACUCACCCUGGAGGAUAUCUGCCAGGAUCUCUGGAGAUGGGUUAGCAAUAACCCGAAGGGAUAUCGUCAAGAUCCCCCUGCGGCUUUGGUCGAGGCGGUUAAGGCAGGGAAGAAGGCUUGA